AUGGCGAGCGUCAACAUGGGGCCGAGACCGCUGCCGCGUCCGCUGCUGCUGCUGCUGCUGGGGCUCGCGUGGGUCCUCAUGGCCGCCCUCGCGCCCGGCGUCCGAGGUCUGAACGGCCACGAGGACCAGGACACCGAGUGCAAGAUGAAGAGCGUCACCGUGUCGGCGCUGCCGUUUCUGCGGGAGAACGACCUGAGCAUCAUGCACAGUCCGUCGGCCUCCGAGCCCAAGCUGCUGUUCUCCGUGCGGAACGAUUUCCCCGGCGACGUCCUGGUGGUGGACGACCUGGAGAACACAGAGCUCCCGUUCUUCGUCCUCGAGAUCUCUGGUAAUUCCGAGGACAUCCCCCUGGUGCGCUGGAAGCAGCAGUGGCUGGAGAACGGCACACUGCUCUUCCACAUCCACCACCAGGACGGCGGCCUGGGCCCCCCGGAGCCCACCGGACACCCGGCCACCGACUCGGCCAAGGAGGAGCUCCGCAUCCUGCACAUCUCCGUCAUGGGCGGGAUGAUCGCCCUUCUGCUGUCCAUCCUGUUCUUGGUCCUGAUCCUCUACACCCGCCGCCGCUGGUGUAAGCGCCGCCGCAUCCCCCAGCCGCAGAAGAGCGCCAGCGCCGAGGCGGCGAACGAGAUCCACUACAUCCCCUCGGUGCUGAUGGGAGGCCAGGCCCGAGAGAGCUUGAGGAACUCUAGGGGUCAGGGGCCCAACUCCAGCGGCACCCUCAGCAUCCGGGAGACAACGAUUUUGGACGGGUACGAGUAUGACAUAACGGACCUGCGCCACCACCUGCAGCGGGAGUGUAUGAAUGGGGGCGAGGAGUUCGCCAGCCAGGUCACCAGAACCCUGGACUCCCUCCAGGGCUGUAAUGACAAGAAUAGUAUGGACCUCACGCCUGUGAGCGACAACACCAAGCUGGCCCUGAUGAACAAGUACAAGGACAACAUCAUCGCCACGAAUCCCAUCGACAGCAACCACCAGCAGAACACGCUGCUGCCGCACAACACCUCCACCAGCCAGCGCAAGCGCCUCUCCAACAACACCCGCGCGGGUUCAACAUUCUUGAACCCAGACGGGGACUCUGGAACGGAGGCCGACAGCGAGCCUCAGCUGGCCUUUUACACCGACCCCAACCGCAGCCGGCGCCGGAGUCGAGGUUCCCCGCGGAGCCCCAUCAAUAAGACCACCCUGACGUUGAUCAGCGUCAUCAGCUGCGUGAUCGGCCUGGUCUACUCCUCACACAUGUCCUGCAGCAUCGCGGUGCGCGUGAUCCUGCACGUGCCGGAGCACCUCAUCGCCGACGGAUCCAGGUUCAUCUUGCUGCAGGGGAGCCAGCUGGACGCCUCGGACUGGCUGAACCCGGCGCAGAUCUUGUUGUACUACCAGCAGAAUUCCAGCGGGCCGUGGCUCGGCGAGCUGUGCGGACGGCGCCUCCUGGACCCCUGCGAGCACCAGUGUGACCAGGAGACAGGACAAUGCCUUUGCCUCGACGGCUACAUGAAGGACCCGGUCCACAAGCACCUCUGCAUCCGCAGUGAGUGGGGGCCCAAUCAGGGUCCCUGGCCUUACACCAUCUUCCAGCGCGGGUUUGAUCUGGUGAUGGGAGAACAGCCCUCUGAUCGCAUUUUCAGAUUCACAUACACCUUAGGAGAAGGGAUGUGGCUGCCGUUGAGCAAGAGCUUCGUCAUCCCGCCCGCCGAGCUCGCCAUCAACCCCUCGGCCAAGUGCAAGACGGACAUGACGGUCAUGGAGGACGCGGUGGACGUACGAGAGGAGCUGAUGAUCAGCUCGUCCUUCGAAUCGUUGGAGGUCCUCCUGGACUCGUUCGGGCCCGUCAGGGACUGCACCAAAGACAACGGAGGCUGCAGCCGCAACUUCCGCUGCAUUUCGGACCGAAAGCUGGACUCCACCGGAUGCAUGUGCCCUCCGGGUUUGAGCCCCAUGAAGGAUGGGACUGGGUGCUACGACCACCACAUCGGCAUCGACUGCUCCGACGGUUUCAACGGCGGGUGCGAGCAGCUGUGCCUCCAGCAGCUGGCGCCUCUAGAGGAUGACCCGACGCUCUACAACAUCCAGAUGUUCUGCGGGUGCAUCGAGGACUACAAGCGCGGUCCAGACGGGAGGUCGUGCUUGCCGCUGUCCGAGGCCUGCACCGAGGGCAUCGACUGCGCCGAGGCGACGGACAUCCCCGCUAACCAGACGGUGUUCGGAGACCUGUUCUACGGAUUCAACAACCACACCAAAGAGAGCACCUCCGGACAGAUUCUCAGGGCCACGUUCAGGCAGAAGAACUACGCCCGCGGCAUCGAGCAGCAGCUCCCGGACGGCAUGGUGGUGGCGUCGGUGCCAACGGAGGUCCAGUGCCACGAGGAGCUGUCAGACCCCGUCCCCGACCCAGAGUACCUCACAGGUAUGGUGAACUACAGCGAGGUGUCCGGCUACCCGCUGGUUCAGCACUGGAGCCUCCGCUCGGUGCUCUACCACGUCAAACUCAAUCAGUGGGUCCUCUCUCAAGCCUUCAGCUUGGCCAUCCAUUCUCUGGACGGUGCGACGCAGCGUGGCGACUUUGUCUCCAUCCUCAGGGAGUUUGGCAACCACUACGUGCAGGAGGCGAUGUACGGCUUCCAGGAGUCCUGUACCAUCUGGUACCCCAACAAACAGGUCCAGAGACAGCUGUGGCUGGAGUACCAGGACAUUAGCAAAGGAAACUCGCCCUCAGAGGAGUCGGAGGAGCGCGACAAGGAGCCCCGGACGCUGACCUACCCCGCGUACAUCGCCAGCCUGCUGGACACGGGCUCCAAGCGCAUGGCGGCCGGCGUCCGCAUGGACUGCAACAGCCAGGGCCAGUGCCCACGCUCCUGCCACCUCUGCCACAUGAGCCCCAGGGUGGUGCAGGGGCGGCAGCGGUCCGAGCCCGUCCUGCUGCAGAUCACCAAAUCCGCGCCAAUAUACGAGCUGGUGUCCAACAACGAGACCUACCAGGCUUUGCAGGAGGCGAUGAUGAGCAUGCUGUGGUGUUCGUGCAAAGGCGCCGUCAUCGACGACUGGUGCCGGUGCGACUCCAGCGCUUUCGGCGCAGACGGACUGCCCACCUGCGCCCCGCUUCCCCAUCCCAUGCUGAAGCUGUCCUACACCUACGAGCCCAGCAGCUCAUUGGUCAUCAUGGAGUGGAACCACACCGAGCCGCCAAUCGGAGUGCGGAUCGUCGAUUACCUCAUAAGCCAGGAGAAGGUGACGGAGAGGACCGACCACUCCAAAGUUGAGACAGAAACCCUUUUGAGCUUCGUGGACGACAUCCUGUCUGGGGCCAGAUCUCCGUGCGUGAUGUUAGGGGACAUCCCCAACAUCCUGUCCUCGUCCAUCAGCAUGAUCAUCCGCUGCCUGGACCCUGACACCACAUACAUGUUCCGGCUGUGGGCCGUAGACAACACAGGCCGCCGUUCCAGUCCAAGUGAGGUCACCAUCAAGACUCCGUGUCCAACUGUGGAUGAUGUCAAAUCUCAAGAAAUAGCCGACAAGAUCUACAACCUGUUCAAUGGUUACACCAGCGGGAAAGAGCAGCAGACGGCCUACAACACUCUGAUGGACCUGGGCGCCCCAACGCUGCACCGCGUGCUCUACCACUACAACCAGCGCUACGCGAGCUUUGGGGAAUUCACCUGGAGGUGUGAGGAUGAGCUGGGACCCAGGAAGGCCGGCCUCAUCCUCACCCAGCUCGAUGAACUGUCCCCGUGGUGUAAGGCUCUUCUUCUGGAGCAGAAGAUCGGCCUCCGCAGGAUGUCCCUCAAGUUCCUGUCCUGCCGCUACACCGACACCAAGGCCUUUGGGCUGAAUUGGUCGCACAUGGGUCAGGACGUACACAAGGCCUGCAACGAGCAGACGCUCGCAGUCAUGUAUAACGACUACGGCGAGCCCAAGGAGCUGUGAGCUGUGAGAGGGUUUUACUCCGUCAAACCCAACAAAGCAACAACUAAAAUGCAGGUUUCAUAUUUGUUUCCACGGGCUAUUUGCAUUUAUAGUGACAUCAGUAAAUUACUUGAAAUAACAACCUCUCAAGCUCUAUUUAGCAUCACCAGAUUAUUGGAAAAGGGUUUAAAUAGUUAAAUUGAACCUUACAGGUAGGAGAUGAGUCUGAUAAACAUCUAAUCAACCGGGGCUGAAAGACCAUAGCUCUUCGCUGUACUGAGUCGAUGCUGAAGUCCAUUCCGCCCUCAUGAUGAGUUGAAAUCAGCGCGUCACAAUAAUAGCCAUCCCUCCUUUAGAUGCUUAAUAAUGACAGUUUUUCUUUGUUGUACAUCAAAAUGAGAUACAAAAUGUUUACUUGGAGACCAAGUUUGCCCUUUUUAUUGGAUUGCUGUGUAAUUUUAAUAUCUGAAGUUGGCGUUUGAUGGGAAACUCUGCAAAAGCAGGAAUGAGCACAGACAGCAAUGACAAAUCGAGGCACCUGUUGCCAAGGUUGUUUAUGAUUCAAAUGCAGAAUGGCUGAAAAUGAAUCCAUCUCGCAUUCUAUGUUGACAUUAAAUGCAAGUAUGUUAAAUAAACAGAUGACUAAACAUGCAUUUUAUUUCACUGGUUGGACUCAACAAUCUUUGUUUUAAAACAGAUUUCUUCUUUUACUCUUUGUAGCAAAAAUCUGACAUUUUAAUACUUCUAAUCUAAAUGGGAAAGCGCCUGUUUAAAUCACGUCUUUGGAUAUUUUAGUGACGAAUUACAAAAUACUCUUGAUGUCAAACUUGAGGCCCAAAAACAUAUUCAAUACAGCUGUUUGGCUCAGCUGGACACAACUUCUGACCUAAAGUGAACACUUUGUUGUCUUAAAGUUGACCUGAAAAAAAAGGAUCCAGGAACCUUAGAGAUUUAAAACAUUCAUUAUGGCUUCAGUUUCGCCGGUACGUUCCGACCAUCGCUUCAUAUUUAGCUUCUGAUGCCAGUCGUACAAUUCUUUUUUUCGGAAUGACCGCACAUGUGGCAUGUGAAGUGGCCGCUGUGUUGUGUGGACAGCUUUCGCUAGUCUUCUUUCUUUUUCUUUUUACAUAUUUCAAAAUGAAGUCAGCGUGGCAAACUGGUACUUUCAAACUUGGGUGUGUCAUUGAAACCGGUGGAAAGGGGGUUACGGUUAGGGGAUUAGGGGUUAGGGUUAGGUCGAGGUUUAUCUGGACAGAUAUAUGGUUUGCUGGCAGUUAUUCUAGUCACAUAAACAUUCAAAACAAACCUUGUACAUAGAAUUCUCAUAAUGUGUUAGCGAUAUAUCCUGCUGAAUGUAGUUAUGAAUGUUUGCAUUCUUAAGAGUAGCUACAUUAAAGGAGUUUUACUGAACAACAGAGGAAGUACACAGAUGAGUUCAUUUCCUCGAAACCUUUUCUGAAAGCUGCCAAACCAUUUGACAGUAUUAACUUACGAUCUAACCGAUGAGCGCUCUUCAAAGUGGUAAAUCUGUAUUGAAACUGCAAAUUAACAGCGUCUUAAAGGGCACCUUUGCCAUUUCUUUCACGCUGGACCCUAUUUUCCCAUGUGGCCGAUGGUGGAAAUGUUGCCGAAAAGUUGAUCGUAAAAUCCCAGUCUCUUUCCGUCAAGACUAAAGCCACCCCAAACUGCUGCACUUGUCAGACGUAGGCUGGGAUCUCAAGCUUAUUUCUAAGAGGCGGUUUUUAAGAUUUAUUCACAGCGAGCAACAUUUCUCAAAAUUCGGGCUGAACAUUUGCAAACGGACCUCUGAGCCGGUUAGCCAAGAUGUAGAGAAAAGAAGUCCACAAAAAAACGUCUAAAAAAUGGGGUCCGAGUUAAAAAAGUACCCUUUAAUGUUUUCAACUGCUUUUUUGUGUAUUACAACUUAAUGCAAUAAUGUCUUUGAACGGAUUUAUUGGACAUUUCCACUAAUACUGUGCUUUUAUGGUGACGCUACUUUAACUUUUGCUCUCUGUUAUUUUUAAUCUUAGUAUUGAUGUUUGAGAUUGAUGUCAAAGAAAUGCAAAUUGUAUAUUAGCUGUUGGUUUUUAACAAAUCUCAUAUGUGAAUCCUAAAAUGAACACUUGUAGAUUUUUUUUGUAUAGGCAGCACAGAGUAUUUCAUGAAGCGCAUUAGUGUUUUUCUUCUGCAUAGAAAUAUACAACAGGCGAUAUUUUACAUUUCCUUGUGUUUCAGAACACAUAGUAUCGUCUUGUUAUAUCUGUCGUGUGGCGUAGUCUAGCAUUAUGGAUUCAUAAUUACAGUUGUGAUGUAAAGAGGGUUUUUACAGGCAACAAGGUGGAGACCUGUGGGAGAAAUGGCAACCACCAAUCUACUAUCUCUGCAUGAUAAUAUUUUGUCUAUAAUGUCUGUGACUUCAUCAUAAACUUCACUUUUUUCCCACUUUGAUCUUUGCUACUUCAAAGGACAAUAAAGAAUAUCUGACGAAAAAGUA
Pseudoliparis swirei is the source of this 6397-nucleotide messenger RNA. It is a transcript of the gene astn1, whose product is annotated as astrotactin 1. Gene Ontology annotation, molecular function: protein binding. The record is from RefSeq and is a predicted model, not a curated record. NCBI's taxonomy places the organism in Eukaryota, Metazoa, Chordata, Actinopteri, Perciformes, Liparidae. The transcript is spliced from 24 exons. Gene Ontology annotation, biological process: neuron migration; neuron cell-cell adhesion. The coding region runs from base 1 to 3924 and encodes 1307 amino acids.